This is a messenger RNA of Pezoporus occidentalis (night parrot), 1756 nucleotides long. It is a transcript of the gene CARNMT1, whose product is annotated as carnosine N-methyltransferase 1. The record is from RefSeq and is a predicted model, not a curated record. Gene Ontology annotation, biological process: carnosine metabolic process. Gene Ontology annotation, molecular function: carnosine N-methyltransferase activity. The transcript is spliced from 8 exons. Lineage: Eukaryota; Metazoa; Chordata; Aves; Psittaciformes; Psittacidae. Gene Ontology annotation, cellular component: cytosol; nucleus. The coding region runs from base 39 to 1445 and encodes 468 amino acids.
AGGUCUCCUCCAGCCCCGCCCGCCCUUGUUCUCUCGCGAUGUUCCCUACAGGAAGUGAGCGAGGGAGCGUGCGCUGGCCGCGGCCGUUGGCGGCGGUAGCUGAGGGGAUGUCGGCCGCGUGCACCGUGUCCCCUGAAGCACAGCCGCCGCUGCCGCCGGGCGAGCGCGAUCCUCCGGCCAAGGCGAUGCGCAGGAGGCUGAGGCAGGGACACCGGGAGGAGUGGGAGCAGUUGUCCUGGGUGGGGGAGGGUGCAGGUGGCGUCGACACCGAAGUGCCGCCGGCAGCAUCGCCGGGAGACGGGGACGGGCGUAGGCGGCGGCAGGCGCAGGAGCCGAGAGCGCUGGCGGGGACGGCUACGGCGCCUAGGGGAGAGGAGGAGGCGGAGGAGGAGCGGCUGGAGCGGGAGCAUUUCCGGAGGAUCAUCAACGCUUUCCGAUACUACGGAACAAAUAUGCACGAACGAGUGAACAGAACAGAGAGGCAGUUUAAAUCUCUCCCAGCUAACCAACAGAGUCUCCUUCCUCAGUACCUUCCUCAUCUUGACAAGAUUCGGAAGUGCAUUGAUCAUAAUCAAGAGAUACUACAGACCAUUGUGAAAGACUGCACUCAUAUAUUUGAAAAUAAGGAAUAUGGAGAAGACGGAAGAGGGAAGAUUACACCAGCUUCAACAUUUGACAUGGAUAAAUUAAAAUCCACUUUGAAACAAUUUGUGAGAGACUGGAGCGAAGAGGGGAAGCCUGAGAGAGAGUCCUGCUACCAGCCAAUCAUUAGUGAAAUUGUAAAAAACUUUCCAAAAGAAAGAUGGGAUUUCUCCAAAGUUAAUAUCCUGGUACCUGGUGCUGGGCUAGGUAGAUUGGCGUGGGAAAUAGCUAAACUCGGUUAUGCUUGCCAAGGAAAUGAGUGGAGCCUCUUUAUGCUCUUUUCUUCUAACUUUGUACUCAACAGAUGUUCUGAAAUUAACUCAUGUAAGCUUUAUCCCUGGAUUCAUCAGUUUAGCAAUAACAGAAGAUCUGCUGAUCAGAUUCGUCCAAUUUAUUUCCCCGAUGUUGAUCCACACAGUCUUCCUCCUGGUUCAAACUUCUCUAUGACAGCAGGGGAUUUUCAAGAAAUUUAUUCUGAGUGCAAUACAUGGGACUGCAUAGCAACUUGCUUUUUCAUAGAUACAGCACAUAAUGUCAUUGAUUACAUUGAUACUAUAUGGAAAAUACUGAAGCCUGGCGGAAUAUGGAUAAAUGUAGGUCCUCUCCUUUACCACUUUGAAAACUUGGGAAAUGAACUUUCUAUAGAAUUAAGUUAUGAGGAUAUAAGAACUGUUAUACUAAAAUAUGGAUUCCACAUAGAGGUGGAAGAAGAAUCUGUAAUGUCAACUUACACUGUGAAUGAACUCUCCAUGAUGAAAUACUACUACGAAUGUGUGUUGUUUGUGGUGAGAAAACCAGAAUAGAAGUGGUCUGAAUAGUUUAAUAGGAAAAAAAAAAGUUGUCUUGAAAGCUAAAAGUGAGAAUCAAAUGGACUAGGUGAUGUCUGGACACAACCUCAAAUCAAGUGGUGCCUUCUUAUUCCUAAUAGGUUUUAGAUAGUGUCUAUUUUCUUAGUAUCUCUAUUGCUAUCCAGACAUGUACUAUGCCAUGCAUAUUUGUAAUAUACUUGUGAAAAUGGAGGAGGAAGUGUUCACAUUACACUGUCUCUGCUUUGGACCGCAUUCAAAAUAAAAGCAAAGUUUUAUUCAGAAUAAAAUUUAAUGUUUGCCGUAAA